UAUGAAUCUUAUAUUUUAUAAUUUACAUUUAUAACAUGUAUUACUAUUUAAUAAAUAAUUUUAUUUUAUUUUUAUCAUUUCAUUAAUAAUUUCAAAUAGAUAAAGAGAUAAUAAAUAAGCAGUUGUUUAAAAUUAUGUUUAAACUUACAGAACAAAUUUACAGAAUAAGCCUUUUGUAAAUAAUAUAUAUAACUUAGAAAAUGAAAAUGACCAAUUAAAAUUCCAGAUAACUAGAUGUAACUAUUUGUAUCAUGUUUUUGUUACAUGAGUUGUAGAGUCUUGAAUAUGUCUAUUCAUGAUUAAUAAACACUAAUAACAUAUCAUACUUUUAACAAUUUCAAUAUUGUAAAGCUUAAAAGUAACAAAAUGAUUUUAAUAAUAAUUUUCUUUUUAUUAAUAUCUGACAUAACGUGUUUUGGCAGACAUCGUAUGCAAAAAUUAAAGAAAGAUGAAGAUGUUUGUGAAAAAAAAGUAUUACAUGAACUUUUUUUAAAUUCUAAUGCUACGUUUAUAAAUCCUUACUAUAAUUGCGAUACAGUGGGAAUAGUACAAAAAAUUCCAUAUAUUCAAGUUCCUUCUGAAAAUAGUUUAACAGUUCAUUUCUCUUCAGCUUGUGUGAAAUGUGGAAUGUGCAUUGCUAUAGCAAAUCAAAUAAACGAUACGUUAUUAGAAAUACAUGAAUCUUUGGAUACUUGGUUAAAUGAUACAGAAGCUGUUAUUCUUUUGAGAAAUAUUUGUAAUUUUGGUUUUAAACACUACAGUUUACGAGAAAUUAAUGGCAAAAGAUUUAUUUGCGAUCAUGUUCCCGGUUCUACAUUAGUAACAUCUUCGGGUGAUGGCUUAUGGGAGGCACAUUUGAGAGAUAAUUGUCAUGAAUAUUUGAAUGAAAUAGACCCAUUAGAAUUGUAUCAGUAUUGGCAACAAUGGUGUCACGAUGAUCGUCAAAAUCCUAAUUUGAUUACAAUACUUUGCAGAAAUGAAGCAGGAAAACUACGUGAUUGCAGAAGUAUGGAUGAUAUGAUCAAAUAUGAAAUACCUUCGAAGAACUAUCAAGCAAAUGUAAAAAUUAAAGUAGAAUUCGGAUGUUGAAGUACAAAUGCUCAUAAAUUGUUUACGUAUCUGUAUAUCAAUUUUUAUUUAUUCACAUUUAUACACACACGCACAAACAACAUGUAUACACAUUCUUAUAUUUGCUUUUAUAUAAAUAAAUAUAUGUUUGUAUAACUUAAAUAUAAAAGAAAAUAUAUUAUUAAUAUUGAUAGAACUA
This is a messenger RNA of Vespa crabro (European hornet), 1267 nucleotides long. RefSeq lists its product as uncharacterized. The record is from RefSeq and is a predicted model, not a curated record. Lineage: Eukaryota; Metazoa; Arthropoda; Insecta; Hymenoptera; Vespidae. The transcript is spliced from 5 exons. Bases 367 to 1089 code for a protein of 240 amino acids.